AUGCCUAGCCAUAUCAAGUUUGCAGAGCCGACCUCGAAUAAAGCCAAUAAAGACCGCGCUAGGGGGCGCAACCAAGAAAAGGGGCCGGCACAGAGAGCACCUUCUCCAGGAAGUGAAAUCGUUUACCCGACAGGAUGGAGACUGGUGCUCACCACCACAGGACUUUUGAUUGGCUUUUUCCUCUCUAAUUUGGAUGUCACAAUUGUAAGCUCGGCUCUCACGAGUAUCACAGAUGACCUGGAAGGCUUCGAGAAGAGAAGCUGGAUUAUUACUGGAUAUCUGGCCACCUACACAGGGUCUAUGGCAAUGUGGACGAAAAUCAGCGAUAUAGUUGGCAGGAAACAAACCACAAUCGCUUCUCUUGUUAUUCUGCUCGCGUUUUCCAUUGGGUGUGGGUGUGCUCAUACAGUCAAUCAACUCAUAAUACUUCGAGCACUCCAAGGAAUUGGAGGCGCCGGUGCAUACGCAUUGACAAUUCUAUGCAUCUACGAGAUAGCUCCUAAAACGAAGCUUCCAACCUACAGCAGUCUCAUGUCAUUCUGCCUUGUUUUUGCAUCUUUGAUAGGCCCAAUAAUUGGGGGUGCUCUUGCAGAAGGCUCAGCCUGGCGGUGGACCUUCCUUGUCAAUGCACCGCUGUGCGUUAUUGCGAUCGUUGCUAUCAUCGUUGCGAUGCCCAAAAACUUUGGCCUUGAUCAGCACACUCCUUCAUUUCGAACACGAGCCUCAUAUCGCUCAUUUGCUAAUCUGGAUAUAAUGGGAUCGCUGUUGAUGAUGGCUGGCUCAUUUUUAAUAGUCGCUGUCUUGAACGAAACCAACCUGGCAUUCUCAUGGUCAUCAAGAGACGCGAUUGCGCUCCUUGUGCUCACUGGACUUUCCUGGAUUGCUUUCUUUACCUGGGAAUGGUACAUCUCUGGCAUACCGGGCAAAGACCCCAUAUUUCCCAAGCGUUGGCUUUUUGAUCGUCCGUGGAUAGGAAUUCUUAUCUCUUCGUUUGUCAUCGGCGCACCUUACAACGUCGUUCUGGUAUAUGUUCCACAGCAAGCCCAGCUUCUGUUAGACAAGUCACCUUUGGAUGCCGGUAUCUAUUUGAUUGGGUAUUCCGCUAUUGCGGCAAUUGCAGCGGCGAUUGUCAAUAUUGCCAGCUCUAGGGGACGCAUCCCGUUUAUUUAUACUCUGCUCGUGGGCUGUACAGUCCACACUGUCGGCAUUGGGCUUCUCUCGACCAUUGCCACCUCUAGAGGCUUCCACGCAACAGAUAUUGGUUAUCUAGUCAUUGCUGGAACAGGAAUGGGUUUGACAAUGGGCAUCUUGGUACUAUCAACACCAUACAUAGUCGAGGACAGAGACCUGGGUAUGUGUUCUCCCGGGAAACUUCCUGAUAUUAAGGUGGCUGGUACACUAACUGGCCCUUCGCUUUUUGUUGCAGCAAUUGCCACUGGCACCGUGGUCCAACUCCGUUUUCUUGGCGGUGCUAUUGGUCUUGCCAUUGCAUCUAAUAUAUUAAAUGGCCGUCUAGCGCAGCGUUUGCAGGGUGUUAUGACGUCGCACGAACUGCAUCUAUUCCUUGAGAACGUGAGAACGAUAAAAACUCUACCUGCCCAUCUACAGGCCGAUGUGAAGAAUGUUUUCGCCAGCAGUUUCAAUACGCAGCUCAUGGUCAUGAUCGGAUUUGCGGCUGCUCAGCUACCGGCGACUUUACUACUACUAAAGGCAGGCCGGCAGCUUGCGGCCAACAAACACUCGAGUACGGCUUCAGGAUGA
Molecule: messenger RNA, 1761 nt
Organism: Penicillium concentricum
Lineage: Eukaryota; Fungi; Ascomycota; Eurotiomycetes; Eurotiales; Aspergillaceae
Product: Major facilitator superfamily domain general substrate transporter
Exons: 6
Coding region: 1-1761 (586 amino acids)
Biological process (GO): transmembrane transport
Molecular function (GO): transmembrane transporter activity
Source: RefSeq, a predicted model, not a curated record